Messenger RNA from Hymenoscyphus albidus, 797 nucleotides. Lineage: Eukaryota; Fungi; Ascomycota; Leotiomycetes; Helotiales; Helotiaceae. The record is from the annotation of a GenBank genome assembly.
AUGAUUAACGAAGUCAGGAUUUAUCAUAAAUCGUCUUGGAACUGCGGUCGCAAUUUCAAAACAACAACCAUUCCCACUGAAGGCGGCCAUAUGCGAUGUCUGACCCCAAUCACCAGCCUUGGAAUACAUUCCUCCAACCAUAUCGACCCUGCCGUAAGUGCCAUGAGCGCACCAAAGUCGAACAGGUAUAUCGCGAAGGAUACAUGUAUAUCAUGGGCACUACACCCAGAACCUGCAUCUGCGGCAGAUCAUAUUAUCCCUACGAUAUACUAGUUAUCGCUAUACACGGUCAUUAUGACUUGCCACUUGGUGGGGCACCCCUCGACAGCAUCUCCUACGGUGUCUUCGUGGGUCCCGACUCGGAAUCCAACUCCGGUUCACGUCUAUACAUUGAGCCGGGUGGUCUUGAGGAUUCAAAAGUACCAGAUGGCCCCCUAUGGACCAAAGAAGCGGCGAGUUUGGCUGCUGCAAGGAAUGCAAUUCGGACUGCAUUGCGGAUUGCGGAAAAGGGUCUAUCGUUCUCGAAAUUGGUUAUUAAGACCGAAUCCCAAAACAUGGUUACGUGUAUGACUGAGACUCCAAGCCAGUCUUCGGCAUUCGAUAAUGCCCGUGAGAUGCGGCGGAAAAACCUGAUGUAUUGCGCUGAACUUCGGAAAACUGCUGUCAUGGCUUCGACGAAAGGUAUUGAAGUGAUGUUGUGGGCGGUAGAGAGAGGUACAAAUCGUGAAGCCAUUCAGUUGGCGGAAUUGGCCAUGAAGACGGCUCCACGAGCGAAAUUUCACUCGCCGGGUCGGUAA